UUCAAACGUCACUCUCAUUUUCUUCGUUUCUCGAUGGGUCAUAUGACAUCAGGAGAUCAAGUGACUGACUGUGUGUAGCUAUCAGGAAAAUUCCAUAAAACUCCUUCAAAAGGAACUACUCGAGAAAAUGCGGUACACACUCGGUUAUACCUUCGCGGUUUCACUGGUCUCCGUGUCAACAGUAUUGAUCCUGUACCAUGUUCUCACGGGCAAGGGUGAACGCGUCAGUGUUGGGUGGUUCCUGGAGGAAACAUCUCCGUACAUGUGGGCAACUCUCGGUAUUGGAUUUGCCGUUUCCCUGUCCGUAGUUGGAGCUGCGAUGGGUAUCCACACGACAGGAGUCAGUAUCGUUGGUGGUGGUGUAAAGGCUCCCAGAAUUAAGACCAAAAAUUUGAUCUCGGUUAUUUUCUGCGAAGCUGUGGCUAUUUAUGGCCUGAUCACGGCUAUCGUUCUCUCUGGAAUGUUGGAAAGUUUCUCCUGGUCAACGGUGGUUGCGAAUGACAACAUCCGUAACAACAAUUGGUUUUCCGGUUAUCUAAUGUUUGGAGCUGGUCUCGCUGUAGGUAUGGUCAAUCUGUUCUGUGGCAUUGCUGUUGGUAUCGUUGGAUCCGGUGCUGCUCUUGCUGAUGCUGCCAACUCGGCUCUGUUUGUGAAGAUUCUUAUCGUGGAAAUCUUCGGCUCAGCUAUCGGUUUAUUCGGAUUGAUUGUGGGCAUUUACAUGACUUCCAAGGUCAAGAUGGGAGACAAGGACUAAAUCGUUCAUCCUAGAUAUCAUCAUCGUGCAAAUGCCGCGAUACAAACAGUUAAAUAUUAGAAUGUAUUAUAUUGAUAAAUCAACAAACGGCUUUGCAAGACACCAGGGUGCAAUGCAAUGAUGUAUCGUCUUUGCCAAAAACGAUGUACUAAAUGGCCAUUCCAAAAUAACAACAUAUUUGAAGACCACACAAUCUUCAGCUAAGUGUAAAAUUCGUCAUUCAAAUACUUCAAGUACCGAAGAAAAGUUCCCUCUCGUUCAGCUGUAAAGCUGGUAAACGUUGUUUUUGUUUUAUUACAGUUUUGUUUUGUUAAGAAAUGAUUGAUAGGAGAAUAAGAUAAUGAAAUGAAGCAUGAAUAUUUAAGUGAAAGUACUUGUAAUUUUGUUUGUGUAACGAAUGCAAAAUUAUUUAAAUAAAUAGUUCAACCAUCGCCAUCAACAGGA
This is a messenger RNA of Toxorhynchites rutilus septentrionalis, 1198 nucleotides long. It is a transcript of the gene VhaPPA1-1, whose product is annotated as V-type proton ATPase 21 kDa proteolipid subunit c''. NCBI's taxonomy places the organism in Eukaryota, Metazoa, Arthropoda, Insecta, Diptera, Culicidae. The record is from RefSeq and is a predicted model, not a curated record. Gene Ontology annotation, biological process: proton transmembrane transport. The transcript has 3 exons. Gene Ontology annotation, molecular function: proton-transporting ATPase activity, rotational mechanism. Bases 128 to 754 code for a protein of 208 amino acids. Gene Ontology annotation, cellular component: proton-transporting V-type ATPase, V0 domain.